AAUUUAGGGGGCGAGUUUGGCAAUUUGAAAGUUCCUUUAUCGGGCCCAAUUAAGGCGACCAAAAUUCCCCCCAAUUUCCCUCUGCAUCAUCAUCUUCUUCUUCUUCCGGCUUUGUACUUCUCCGUUCUGAGUCAUGCUUCCGGGUAUUUCUAGCCAACGCACCCACACUUACCACUCCCAAUCUCUCUCUCGUCUGCUCAAAAGAAACCACUCUCACUUCCGGCCAGGAGAUACCAAAACGAUGUCGUUGCGGUCGAAACUAUCAACCAAGCUCCUCAACAUAAGCAUAUCAUCGCUGUGCAAAGCGAAGCAAAUAUCCAAAGCCGAAUCCGUAAUAACCGACGGCAUAAGAAUCGGUGUGCUCCCUGACGCGGUCACAUACAACAUCCUAAUUGAUGCCUACUGUCGUUUCGCCUCAAUCGAUGUCGCAUACUCCGUCCUUGCGCGAAUGCGCGAAGCAGGGAUUGCCCCCGACGUCGUUUCGUACAAUUCGUUAAUCUCCGGCGCCGUCAGAAAGUCUAUGCUCUUCAAGUCCCUCGACCUGUUCGAGGAAAUGCUGGCGCGUGGCGUAACCCCCGACGCGUGGAGCCACAACAUCCAUAUGCACAGUCUGUUCAAGCUCGGAAAGCCCUACGAGGCCAAUCGCGUUUUCAAAGAAACCGUUCUCCGCGGCGAGGUUCACGCCACCACUUACAACGUCAUGAUCAACGGUCUCUGCAAGAACGGUUACGUCUCCCACGCAUUGAGCCUAUUCAGGAACUUACAGAGGCACGGUUUCGUGCCGCAGGUUUUGACCUACAACGCGCUUAUCAACGGGCUCUGCAAGGCCAAGCGGUUGAAGGACGCGCAGAUGGUGCUCAAGGAGUUUGGGGAAUCCGGUUACGAACGGAACGCGAUUACCUACACCACCGUCAUGCAGUGCAGCUUCCGGUGCGGUUUUUUCGAGCAAGGGUUAGAGAUUUUGUCGGAAAUGAGAAAUUUAGGGUUCACGUUUGACGGAUUCGCAUACUGCACGGUGAUUGCGGCGAUGAUCAAGACUGGCCGGACGCGCGAGGCGGAGGAGAUAAUUGAUAUCAUGGUGAGUACCGGCAUCCGGCCAGAUCUCGUGUCAUAUAACACUUUGAUUAGCCUUUAUUGCAGGCAGGGGAGGUUGGAGGAUGCAUUAAAGUUGUUGGAUGAGAUUGAGGAGGAGGGGUUGGAGUGUGAUCAGUACACGCAUACUAUUAUUGUUGAUGGAUUGUGUAAGGCUGGUAAUUUAGAUCGUGCUUGGAGGUACUUGAAUUAUAUGAGUACAUUAGGGUUUGGAUAUAAUUUGGUUGCGUUUAAUUGUAUGCUUGAUGGCUUGGGGAAGGCUGGGCAUAUUGAUGAUGCUGUGAAGUUGUUUGAGGGGAUGGAGGUGAAGGAUUCGUUUACUUAUACUAUAUUGGUGCACAAUCUUUGCAGGGCCAGGAGGUUCCUUUGGGCCUCGAAGGUGCUGAUUUCGUGUUUGAAAGGUGGAUACCAGGUGUUGAGGGCCACUCAGCGGGCGGUUCUUGUUGGCCUCCACGAUAUUGGGUUUACCAAUGAAGCGAGGAAGCUUCGGUCGAGGAUCAGAUUGGCAAGGCUUAUGUCUUGAUUGUGUGUGGUGAUUAUUUUGGAGGAACCUAUGUUAGAGUGAAGUCAGUCAGGCAACAAAAGAACGGUACUCUGUCAUGUGGGUCGCACAUUUGAUGAUCAGCAUAACUGUUGUUCAAAAGGAGUCUGUUAACCUUGUACUGCAAGAAAUUUAGUAUGUUAUUGCUUAGAAUUUGGGUUAUUAGCCACACUUGAUCGGUGAUUCAGAUAACUAACGAUACAAAGGGGAAACCAUUGACUGGGCAACUGUGGAUCCAUCUCCCAAUUUGUUGGAAGGGUCCAAAGCCUUUCAAAUCUGACAUGAUGUCACUGGCAAUUUAAGCCACCGGUACUCAGCUUCACAAAUUCAAAGAAUUCGUUGCUGCAAGUACACGACAGAAGCUUAUAUAAUUGUCACUGCGAGCACCUUUCAACGCUAUGUAUGUAUGUAGGGCUGGGCUGGGCUGGGCUGGUGAGAACUGUAUCUUUAUAUUUCUAAGUUUCUUCCGUCCUUUUCCCGAGAUUUCUCAUUUCCAGUUUGUCCCAAAGGAUAGCUCCAAUGAAAACCCCACGCAGGCUCAACCCCCUUCUGCUUGCAAACUGACCAGUGGCCAGUUUCGAUUGGGAAGCGCCCUGCACGGUGUACCGCAUUGUGUUGAGUGUAACAACGGGGUUGCUUGGUGCUUGUAAUCCUAGGAUUGGGGCUAGGAUCAUUGCUUUGGUUUGUGGUCCUUGCACUGAAGGACCUGGUUCGGUUGGAGUAGCAGAAAUCAAAGUUGCAGUUGAAAAAACUGGUGGCCUUGUUGUCCUGUCUGAAAUUUGAGGAUGGGGAGCAAUCUCUUGGUCUUUGUUUCAAUUGAUUAUGCAAUGAGUCAUUACCCGUCGGCAUGAUCGAAGAACAGUUUGAGUUUGGAGAGAUUUCUAAAAGAUUUGGAGUUUGGGACCAUAAAUCGGAUUGAAACCAUUACUAUCACGCCCUAAUUCUUCUAGUGGCUAGUAUAAUCUUUCAAAUCCAACACAGGAUAUUGCUGAGUUAAAUAAAUCUGAACCACGCUUCAAACAAAUGGUGGGUCAAAAUGAAGAAGAAACGAGAUGAGGUGUUUGGUGGCCUUAAAGUGAAAGGAGAGAUAGUGAGAUAUCAGAACCAUUACUGAGGCCUCAGUUCCCUGUGUUUGAUUCAAGGUUGUUCAUGCCACCAAGUGUAUGGUGAUUACUGUUACAACUUUUGUUAUGAGUUCAUCUUGAAUCCUAUAACUCCAUGCUGCAACAACUCUUUGGGUUUUCAUUCUAUUCAAGCAUUGAUCUGGUCUAUUAUGAUUUUGUAAGAUACAAGAACAAUGACAAAUGUAUUGCAUUGAUACUGAUUAAGUAAUUAGUAUAAAAUAGAAUGAAUGAAAAUCCACAAGGCAAGACAAAAUGGUGGAUGUCAAAUUAUAGAAUAUCACAACAAACUUUCAUCAAUCAUUAUAAAUCCCAAGGCUUCAAAAGACCACAAUGUUAACAAUCACAAAUAAAAAUAUUAUCAUUUAUUAUUACUAUUAUUAUUAUUAUUAUUAUUAUAUAUCUUUUAUCUAUUAAUUUUUUUUUUCACUUUUUAAUUUCUAAACUGUAAGUCUUUAACUAUGUAAGAAACUUUCAACUUAAAAUAUAUGUUUGGAAAUGCAACGUAGUAACGAGAAAUUUAUAAAAUUUAGUUAGGCUAAAAUCUUUAUUAUUAUGCCAUAGUUUUUAUCAUCGUGAAAGUAACAAAUAAUUCGAUUAAAAGAUAAUUUUUUUUAUAUUGCUAUAAUAAUUAUAAUUAGAAAGAAUUUGGUCCAAGUUUAAUUUAAAAUUAGUACAAUUAACACUUCAAUUCAAAAUUAGUGAACUAUUUUUUUAGUUUAGUUCGGACAAAUUAAUUCUUAGUUCAAUGCAAUUAGCAAUACACUUCAGUUUUGAUUUGCCCACGCAUAUAUGUAUGAUAUGAGUCUAUGAUCUCUGUCCCUCUCCAUCUCUCCUACUCUUUAAUGAAAGGGAUAGAAGAAUCUGUGUCUACUAUUUGACAUGCUGUCCUU
This is a messenger RNA of Vigna angularis (adzuki bean), 3647 nucleotides long. RefSeq names its product putative pentatricopeptide repeat-containing protein At4g17915. The record is from RefSeq and is a predicted model, not a curated record. The coding region runs from base 134 to 1615 and encodes 493 amino acids. The transcript is spliced from 6 exons. NCBI's taxonomy places the organism in Eukaryota, Viridiplantae, Streptophyta, Magnoliopsida, Fabales, Fabaceae. Gene Ontology annotation, molecular function: protein binding.